Molecule: messenger RNA, 2027 nt
Organism: Penicilliopsis zonata CBS 506.65
Lineage: Eukaryota; Fungi; Ascomycota; Eurotiomycetes; Eurotiales; Aspergillaceae
Exons: 4
Coding region: 20-1984 (654 amino acids)
Biological process (GO): positive regulation of transcription by RNA polymerase II; DNA-templated transcription
Molecular function (GO): zinc ion binding; DNA-binding transcription factor activity, RNA polymerase II-specific; sequence-specific DNA binding
Source: RefSeq, a predicted model, not a curated record
AGCGCCCGCAAGAAACCUAAUGCACUCCCCAUCGCGAGUAGGCCCCCGUCUAGCCCGGGGGGCGACAGCCUGUCAGAGAUGCCGUCGGAGAAAGCAGAAAUGCGACUUGAAGCAGCCCAGCUGCUCCAACUGCGAGAGUUCAGACGCCCUGUGUCUGGUCUACCACCCUGGGAAACAAGCCGAGAUCCCCCGGAACUACGUGUCCAACCUGGAGAAGCAGGUGGACAGGUUGACCCGCCAGGUGGAAGAGCUGCAGAGGGCCAACCAGGAGAAGGAGAGGGCCAUGACCAGCCCGACAGCCUCUGAUGCCAGCCCGAGUCAGUUCCAGGACCUGGUUCAAAGCGUCCGCAACGUUGUCGUCGAGCCGUCGCGACAGCCCCGGUUCCUGGGCCAGAGCAGCGGCCUCACCCUCGCCCGGCUGGUCAUGGCCGCCAUCCGCACCGACGCCCUGCCGUCUCCCCUCUUCGCCGGCCCGCGAGUGUCGGAUUCCUCGUUCCUGGUGCCCGCUCCAGAGGCAUCUCUUCCGCCUCGCCAUGCGGCCAACCAUCUGCUCCAGGUCUACUUCCAGUACCGCACCCCGCAUCUCCCGAUCGUGGAGCCGUGGGAGGUCGAGCAGGCCCUGGAGAACGCCUACCGCGGGCACUCCUCGACCGCCGAGCGAGGGCUGGAACAGGACCUCUUCACAGCGUACAUGGUUCUGGCCAUCGCGCUGUUUGAUGUCCCGCACGUCUCGGGUGGUCGCCCUACCCAGAGCGAGGGCUGCUUCCAGUCGGCCAUGGGCUGCAUUGAAAAGGUCCUGACCUAUUCCCCGAGCGAUCUGGAUACGCUGCGGGCCAUUCUCCUGCUCGCUCAGUUUGUCGCCCUCUACCCGGCCCGCGGGAGCCUGUGGCACUUGACAGGCACCGCCCUCCGGCUGUGUAUCGACAUGGGCCUGCACUGGGAGACCGAGGAGCAGUCCCUGCACAUGGAUCCAGUCAUGUUGCACCAGAGACGACGGCUGUGGUACUCGACAUACCAGUUCGACCGGCUCCUGUGCAUCACCCUCGGGCGCCCCGUCGGCAUCAUCGACGAAAGCACCAGCGUCCCGCUGCCGGACCCCGGGGCUGCCCCCCCCGGGGCCCCGGGGGGCCAGGGCAGCGCCUGGGACAUGCACCGCCAACGGGCGCACAACCACCUCGUCAACAUGUCCAAGCUGGAGUCGGAGAUCAAGCAUGUACAGCACAGCCAGGCGUGGGCGCGCAGGAUCGCCUACCCUCGAGCCAACUACGCCGCCUGGGUUCAGGAUAUCCUGCCGCGGCUGCACGAGUGGCAUGCGACGGUGCCGCCCCUGGGUGAUGCCCACGCGAUGUCCAUCUUCGCCUGCCAGGCCUACUGGGACGCCAUCUACCACAAUGCGGUGCUGCUGCUCUAUCGACCCAACGCGACCAUCCCGCAUGUGUCGACAGACGAGCUGGCGGUCUCCUUUGAGGCGUCCACCCAGUUGAUCGCCAGCAUCAAGGUCCUGCAGCGCGAGGGGAAAGUCGACAUUCGGUGGAAGACAGUGCACCAGCUGUUCAUGGCCGGCUUGGGCGUCAUCUAUGCGCUGUGGCUCUCCAAGACCCUCCGCGACCGCCCGCCCGUGAGUCGGAAUAUCACCGUCCUCCAGGCCUGUGGCUCGACACUCUCGGCACUCUCGGAGAGCUUCCCGGGGGCUGUUGGGUGCCGCGAUGCCUUUGACACGCUCUCCAUGGCCACAGUCGACAUGCUGGUCGCCGGUGACCACGCCGGGGAUAAGCAGGACCACCACGCAAGCCAUCUGGAGUUUGGGAAACAGGUUGAGGAUGUCCUGCAGCAGCUGCAGACGUCUGCAGGCUCUACUGAGCUGUCUGCCAUGCUGUCGGCCGAUGCUUUGAGUGAGAUGCUCAGUUCUGCUGCUCAAUGGCCAGACUUCCAGGACUUUGUGUUUGAUGAUCGGGGGUUCAAUGGGGAGGUCUGGUUUCAGUGAUUGAUCUAACCCUAACCCUAUGAUUCAUGCUUGAAUAAUGACA